Messenger RNA from Aureococcus anophagefferens, 1158 nucleotides. RefSeq lists its product as hypothetical. NCBI's taxonomy places the organism in Eukaryota, Pelagophyceae, Pelagomonadales, Pelagomonadaceae. The transcript has a single exon. Bases 1 to 1158 code for a protein of 385 amino acids. The record is from RefSeq and is a predicted model, not a curated record.
AUGGCCUUCUCGAACAUGGAGGCGGCCCUGGACGCGCCGCUCCUCAGAGUCGACGACGCCUCGAUCUCCGCCUCUUCCGUCUCGACGCAGAAGCGCGACGCCUCCGCCGGCGCCGGCGUCUUCGCGCUGUUGAUCGCUUUGACCGUCGGCGACAUCGUGCUGGGCGCGAUCCUCUUCGACCGCUUCGGCGAGAUCUAUGCCCAGUACCUGAAUUUAGCAACGGCCGCGUGCUACUGCGUCGCGAGCACGGCCGCCGUGCUCUGGCGCCGCGCGCCGCGCCGCGCGCCGGCGCGCCUGCUCGUCGUCAUCGGCGUGCUCAACGGCGGCGGCAACUUCUUCCAGGCCGUGGGCCAGCCCCACACGCCGGGCAUCACGCAGUCGCUCCUCAGCGCGACGCUGAGCGUGCCCCUCGUCCUGUCGCUCUCGCUGCUGUUCCUCGGGAAGCGGCCGUCGCGGACGGCGGCGGCCGCCGCGGCGCUCGUCGUCGCCGGCGCGGCGUGCAGCGCGUUCCGGUCCCGGCUUUUCGCGUCCCGCGCGCUCAUCGACGCCGGCGGCGAGGACGACGGCGGCGCCGGCGGCAUCGUCGUCGAGUGGUACGCCGUCGCGCUCUUCGCGUUCGCGCAGUUGAUAUUCUCCGCGGAGCGCGUCUUCGAGGAGUCGGUCUUCGCGCGGGCGCUCGAGGGCCUCGACGCGACGACCAUGUUCUGCUGGACCAUGUGGGUCCAAUUCGUCCUGUACCUGCCCCUGCUGCCCUCGCAGCAGCUCCCGGCGCUCGGGGGGCUGACGCCGCCGCAGAUCCUCCCCGUGGAGCGCGACGGCCUGUGGUGCACGCUCGGCCGCACCGCGGCCACGCCGGCGGGGUUGGAUCUCCCGGGGUGCGACCUCGUGAACACGGCGCUGUUCUUCGCGUACGUCGCCGUCGACGGCUGCUGCUACUGCUACGGCCUCUACGUCAUCAAGCGGUACGGCGCGUCGGCCAUGGUCGUCGCGGGCUCCGUGGCGCUGCCGCUGCAGCAGGUCGUCUUCUGCGCGCCCUUCCUCGUCGGCCGGCGCUACGCCGAGAGCCUCUACGGCGCGGACGUCGCCGCGCUGGUCCUGGUUCUCGCGGGCUUCGUCGGCUUCCACCGCCUCAGCCCGGAGGGCGCGCUGCGCGGGUAA